AUGUAUGUUUUCUACUUAACCCAAAUUUAGGAAGAUAAUGCAUUGCUAUAGAAUUGUUAACAAUUAAAUUUCAAUUGGAAAAGAGUUUCAAAAAAUAUGAAUUUAAUGGGAUUCAAAAGAUCUGGCAAGUCUUGUAAAGAAAGGUUCUAAAAUCAAUUAAACCCUCAGAUAAAUAAAGAUCAAUGGUCACAAAACGAAAUUGAUAAACUAUUUGAGUUAUAGAUUAAACACGGAAAUAAAUGGAGAAUCAUAGCCAAAGAGCUACCAAAUAGAACUGAUGGACUCAUUAAAAAUUAUUUCUAUUCCCUCGUCCGAAAAGUUCUACGCCGUCUAUCUAAAGCGAUUAAUAGAAAUAAAAAUGGUUCCAAAAUGACUAAAACCUUAAAACCUUCGAUUAUCUCAUAGAUCUUUUGUACAAAUCAAGAUGAAUCCAAAUAAUCAACAGAUAGCUUAGAAUUCGCUUAUUUAUUUAGAAACAUUAUAUUCAAGUAUAAAAAUUAUAACUUGUCUUAAUAAAUUGAUAAUGACGACAUAGGCAAAAUUAAAUUCAUAUUUCUUACGUUACAAAAAUUAAGUGAAUCUUAUAAUUCUGAUAAUAGUAAACGUUCUGAAACUAAAAUAAACUAAAAAUAAGAAAAAUGCAAUAAUAAAAACUUGAAUAUUAAUAUUAAUGCAGUUAUUUUACAUAAAAUUAAUAAUAAACUUCCGAUUUUUACUACGAAUAUGUAUCCUCUAGAAAACUUGUAUAAGAGAUAAGAUAAUAAUUUUGAUCCUCCUCAAUAAAUUAACUAUUAAGCAAAAUCAUCUUUUAAUACAGACUAAAAUCUUAGUAGUGAUGGAUUUCCUUUCAAACAACCACAGUAAUAUGUUUUUUAUCAUCCUAUUCCAUAAUAUUAUUAUUCUAUGACUUUAAAUGCUUAUAUAUAAUAACAACAAAACUUAAGAAGUUUGUAUAGUUCUUAUUUAUAUGAAUCAAAUAAAGUCAAGCAAGAAAAUGAAGAAUGA
Paramecium tetraurelia is the source of this 1005-nucleotide messenger RNA. RefSeq lists its product as uncharacterized. The record is from RefSeq and is a predicted model, not a curated record. Gene Ontology annotation, biological process: regulation of DNA-templated transcription. NCBI's taxonomy places the organism in Eukaryota, Ciliophora, Oligohymenophorea, Peniculida, Parameciidae. Gene Ontology annotation, molecular function: RNA polymerase II cis-regulatory region sequence-specific DNA binding; DNA-binding transcription factor activity, RNA polymerase II-specific. Gene Ontology annotation, cellular component: nucleus. The transcript is spliced from 6 exons.